Molecule: messenger RNA, 873 nt
Organism: Aspergillus affinis
Lineage: Eukaryota; Fungi; Ascomycota; Eurotiomycetes; Eurotiales; Aspergillaceae
Product: rRNA-processing protein UTP11
Exons: 2
Coding region: 1-873 (290 amino acids)
Biological process (GO): rRNA processing
Cellular component (GO): nucleolus; small-subunit processome
Source: RefSeq, a predicted model, not a curated record
AUGUCCUCCAUGCGCAACGCCGUCCAACGGCGCCAGCACCGCGAACGAGGACAACUCCAAGGCCGUGAAAAAUGGGGUAUCUUAGAGAAGCAUAAGGACUACUCCCUCCGCGCGCGCGACUACAACAACAAGAAGGCCAAGUUGAAGCGCCUCGAAGAGAAGGUCCGCGACCGCAACCCCGAUGAAUUCGCCUUCGGCAUGAUGUCCUCUGGCACGGGACGGGCGGGCAAACACGGCGCCUCGAACCGGGCCUCCGCGGCGGGCAUGAGCCACGAUGCAGUAAAACUGCUGAAGACGCAGGACGCCGGGUAUCUGCGCACCGUGGGGGAGCGGGUACGUCGGCAGAUGGAGAAGUUGGAGCAGGAGGUGCGGUUGCAGGAUGGGUUGCAGGAGAUCUUUGGGAAGAAGGACAAAGAAGAAGAGGAGGAGAUGGAUGAGGAUGAGGAUGAUGAGUUUGGGUUUGAUUUUGGGGAUGAGGAUGUGAAGAAGCCGAAGAAGAUGGUGUUUGCGGAUGAUCAGCUGGAGCAGAGAUCGUUGCAGAAGCAGAAAUUGAGGGACGAGGAAGAUGAAGAGGAUGACGAUGAUGAUGACGAGGAUGAUUCGUUUGGAGGACUGCAGAAACGCCAGCAGAAGAAGUCGCGGAAAGAAAUCGAGGCGGAACGUCAGGCUCUAGUAGAGGCGAGGCGCAUGCGCAAGACGAAAAAGCGAGCGGCCGAGGCGCGCCAGAACAAGUUGAAGGCGCUGCAGAAACAGCAUGCUGAUAUCACGGCAGCGUUGAACGAGUUGGACUGGCAACGAGCUCGCAUGGAGAACUCGGUGGGAGGUACGAAUAAGGAUGGGAUCAAGUGGAAGGUCCGCGAGCGCAAGAAGUGA